AUGGUCCCUGGGCCAAGUGCAAACCAAACCUUGUAUGGUGCAGAGGUUUUGUAUUCAUAUUAUCCGUUUCUUUCGGCAGACACGAUAUACCAACUCGACCAAGAGGAGCUCCAAUUCCUGGAAACAUUAGGAUGCUACCGCGUACCGGCAAGGGCUUCCUUGGACGAGUUCAUCAAAGCAUACUUUCUCUAUAUUCACCCGCUUCAGCCUCUCUUGGAUGAGGCUGAAUUCUGGCGGGCUUACUCCACUCCUUCGUCGUGUUCUACCAAGCCAAUCUCCAUUUUCGUCUUCCAAGCAAUGCUAUUUGCAGCCUGCAGUUUUGUCCCGUUCUCCACCAUUCAGCGACUCGGGUUUUCCAACUACUACGCAGCCCGUGCCACGUUCUAUCGACGAGCCAAGUCCCUCUUUCACGUCGACUCUGGCAGAGACGCACUGUCCAGUGCUCAGGGUGCUCUGUUACUCACAUACUAUGUCUCUGCCUCUGACGCCAAAGUAAAUUCUCUCUGGUUGAGCAACGCCAUAUACUUUGCCAGAACACUAAAUGCGAUGCAUCGACAUCAUGAACGAAAGAAGGACGGCAUCCAGCAAUGGACCCCACUGGAGCGGCUCUGGCGUUGUUGCCUGCUGCGCGACAGGGUGCUGGCACUGGGACUGCAUAGACCCAUGCAGAUUGGAGUGGAGGAGGGCCACAUUUCCAUUUUCCAGGAGAUUGAUCCUAAUGCCGGAAACGAGGGUUCAAAAUCCCGCGACUCAGCGGCUCGACGUGCACCGCCAAGGACAUCCUCUGCAUUCUCUGAGCUUGUAAACCUAUUGGGACCAGCCCUUGGAGUUCUGGGGCUGGAUCCCUCAAGACCCGCCUCUGGAGAGCAGACGGCGACUACUGACACGGUACGAGUAUAUUCCGAACAACUCGACGAGUGGUACGAGAGGGUCCAGGCCAGUCGCCACAUUGGUGCCUCCACGGACAAGACGGCGGUGUUGCAGAACAACAUCCUCUAUAUCUGCUAUCACGCGGCCACGUUAGCACUGUGGAACCAAGCGAUAUAUGCUUCUGUGGUGAACGCAUGUCCGAUCCACGCAGACCUGUCUGAAGGCCGGAAAAAGGUUGAAGCAGCGAUCCACGGCAUCGAUGCAUGCCUACAACAAAUAGCCGAGCAUGACAUGCUACCUUUCAUGCCUAUCACUCUAUCGGCCUAUAUCGUCAAACCUCUGGUCUGGCAUAUUUUAAAUGUCAAGCUGGAUGAACACGGCCAGCAGACCGACAGCCGAAAGGCGCUCACCGUGUAUCUUGUUGCGCUCAAUGCGCUCAGGGAGCGGUAUGAAGGAGUUGAAAGAGUUGUCCACCAUGUCCGCCAGCUCGUUAAUUGUGCAGACGCAUUCAAUGUUCUUCAGUCGCCGGGUCGUGAAGUCCGACGACCCGAAAACGAAUUGCCGUCCAGUAACAGUCACACCGCAGAUGUCAUCACGAGCUCGCCUCAAUUCUUCUUGCGGUCGAUGAUCACGGUUCAACUUGCCCUGGCCCGCGGGGAAUAUCCGGAGAAUGACGAGUUGCCUUCGCAAUUGGCUUCACCUGCAGAUACCGAUGCCGAAAACACCUGCACGUGUGUCUCGAAUGAAAUCUGGGACCUGCCGGAGUUAGGAGACUUCCCUGUUAUAACCGGAGUCGCAACGCCAGAAGACUGCACGCCUGAUGCCUAUCCUGGAGGUGCUGGUAUGUUUCGCAAUCUUGAUUCCCUGGCCAGUUUCGACGACUUUUUUGAAUUCUUCCACACUGCAGGCCCAUGA
Messenger RNA from Exophiala dermatitidis NIH/UT8656, 1785 nucleotides. RefSeq lists its product as uncharacterized. The transcript has 5 exons. The coding region runs from base 1 to 1785 and encodes 594 amino acids. Gene Ontology annotation, molecular function: DNA binding; zinc ion binding. The record is from RefSeq and is a predicted model, not a curated record. Gene Ontology annotation, biological process: DNA-templated transcription. NCBI's taxonomy places the organism in Eukaryota, Fungi, Ascomycota, Eurotiomycetes, Chaetothyriales, Herpotrichiellaceae.